Molecule: messenger RNA, 1518 nt
Organism: Helobdella robusta
Lineage: Eukaryota; Metazoa; Annelida; Clitellata; Rhynchobdellida; Glossiphoniidae
Exons: 9
Coding region: 1-1518 (505 amino acids)
Biological process (GO): proteolysis; peptide catabolic process
Cellular component (GO): cytoplasm
Molecular function (GO): peptide binding; metalloaminopeptidase activity; zinc ion binding
Source: RefSeq, a predicted model, not a curated record
AUGAGUGGGAAUGAAACAUGUUGGAAAGAUUUUAGACUGCCGAAGGACUUGGUGCCUCAAUCUUAUGAGAUUCUUAUUCAUCCUGAUCUUGAACGAUUUGAUUUUCGUGGCUGGUCGUGUGUGGAGGUGGUUGUCAAUACAAGCGUUAACUACAUUGUCAUGCAUACCAAAGAUCUCAAUAUCACCAUAAAUGAUAUACGCUAUAAAAUUUACUCAGAAAAGAUAGAAGUUGAGAGGCACUUUAUCAUUGAGAAAUGGGAGCUAUUGGUCAUUAAACUGUCUUCUCAUCUUCUGAGACAUUCUGCCGUCCUAAUCAAUAUAUCCUUUGAAGGAAUACUCAACGAAGUUGCACAGGGAUUUUUUCAAAGUUCCUACAAAACAAAUGAUACCAAAAGAUAUUUAGCUGCAGCACAGAUGGAACCAACUUACGCCAGAACUGUCUUCCCCUGCUUUGACGAGCCACAGAUGAAAGCAGAGUUCAAGAUGAACAUUAUCAGACCAAAGCAUUACAUUUCAUUGUUCAACACUGAAAAAAUAUCAGAAAAAGAAGUGUCUUCGAACGAAACGAUGGACACUUUCCACACCUCCCCAAAAAUGAGUACCUACUUGCUGGCGUUUCUUGUGUGUGACUAUUCGUCGAAAGCCCUCCUCACUAAGAGCGGGACUCAUGUUACAUUGUAUGCUCCGGAAAAUAUAAUAAAUCAUGUUGAUGUUGCUCUUGAUACUGCUGUGAAGCUUAUUGACUUCUAUGAAAUUUAUUUAGGAGUCAAGUACCCUCUCUCGAAACUUGACAUUGCAUCCUUAUCUGGUUUGGAUAAUGGUAAUACAAUUGGCUGGGGUUUGAUGUUUUACGAUCCGAUGUUCCUGCAUUUUGAUCAUGUAAAACAUGGGGAAUAUGAAAAACAGCUUUUGACGCAGUCGUUGGCUCGAGAGUUGAUUUUUCAGUGGUUUGGCAACUUAGUGACCAUGAAAUGGUGGGAUGACUUUUGGGUGUAUAAAUCUUUUGGAAUGUUUCUACAAUACGUUGGGGCAGAUCACCUCCUUCCAGGCCAUCAGAUGAGGGAGAGGCUUUUUAGUAGAACAACGCUUCAAUCUCUGUCGACGGCUAAUUCACGCGUGCUUUCUGUUCCCGUUGAAAAUCCCAAUCAACUUCCGGAAUUAUUUGAUCACGUCAAGUAUUGCAAAGGUGCCUCAAUCAUUCAAAUGCUAGAAAGUGUUAUCGGACCUGAAAUAUUCCAAAAAGCUGUAAAAAAUUUUUUAACCGAACACGAGUUCAAGAGUGCCAAAAGUAGCGAUUUGUGGGAAUCGUUCACUAAGGAGGUCAGUUAUAACAGCCAUUUAAUUAUAUUUUUCAUUGAGUUUGUCCACUGCUUUUGCUCAUUAGUCCAGUGGCUCUCUCAACAUCGACGUGAAAGAAAUGAUGGAUACGUGGACUCAGCAGAUGGGGUUCCCUCUAGUCAGCAUAAGCAGGAACGGCCGGCAGGUGACAUGUCGCCAGGAGAGGUAUGUCGUCGUUGA